UCUAUUCUACAACUAUUUGUUAUUCAGUGAGUUAACCAUUUUACCUCAAAUGUAUUUCCUUCUAUUCGUUCACAGCAGUUUGACCAUUUUGAUGCACCGCUCUCGCUAUCAGCUGUUUUCCUUCAGUGACGUAUGGAGUGUAGAACAGUUAUGUGCGAGAAUGUUUACAUCAUUUUUAUGUGCCGCAGUCUGAACGCCGCACAAUAGCUGCGAUGGUCGUAAUCAUCUUUCGCUAAUUCAUCAAUUCGAGAUUAAAAAUCAACAUUGAUCGAUAAAAAUGGCUCAAGUUUAUCGUAAACUUGUCUCUGAAAAGUUGGCUCGUAUUUGCGGGACAAAUGUUCAAAUACCUAUGACGGCGCUACAGUUUACAUACCAGCGAGCAACGCGUACGCCAGAAUUGAGUAUGUUAGCGCAGUAUUUAGGACAAGGGUUUGAUCAAAAAUCAUUCGACAGGAGUGCUGAGUGCAUCGUAAAGGAUGAUGAACACCUUGCCACGGUCACGACAGAAGAGCGAUCGGGCAAGAAGUGGGUAAAACUGUCACUUGAAAAAAUGAAGCUAAUACAAACGGUGCUGGAGAGGAAGCCGUUGCAAGAGGAAUACGAUACAGCCACCAGUAAAACUAUGAUAGUCGAAUUCAGCUCACCCAACAUUGCAAAGCCGUUUCACGCAGGCCACCUACGAUCCACCAUUCUGGGAAACUUUUUAUCCAACUUGAAUGAAUUUCUCGGUAAUCGAGUGUUACGGCUUAACUACCUUGGCGAUUGGGGCACCCAAUUUGGAUAUUUAGCACUGGGAGUUCAACUGAAAGGUCUUUCGCCAAAGGAUAUCCACCAAGAUCCAAUAAAAUGUCUGUAUGACGCGUACGUGCAUGCAUACGAGGCAGCUCGAAAUAGUCCCAACAUGCAUGAGCAUGCGAUGAACAUUUUCGCGCGCAUGGAAAACGGUACCGCGGAUGACUUGGAUCAGUGGCAGGAAUAUCGUGCCUACACGGUGAAAGAGCUGGAGGAGCUGUAUCGCCGGCUUGGAGUUUACUUCACUAGCUACGAAUGGGAAUCACAAUACGGUGUGAACAAAAUAGCGCACGUGCUGGAAACCCUUAAACAGCGCGGCCUGCUGAUCGAUCAAACGGAUGGGCGAAAAGUUGUACAGCUUCAACAGCGGAAGAUCCCGAUCGUGAAAAGCGAUGGAUCGGGAAUGUACCUGCUGCGGGACAUUGCCGCAUUGAUGGAUCGUUACAAUCGGUUCGAGUUUCAUAAAUGCAUCUACGUGGUCGAAAAUGGACAGAACGAUCACUUUGCAUCACUGAGUGAGAUCGCCCAUUUGCUCUGUCUACCGUAUGCGGCAGGUGUUGAGCAUGUAAAAUUUGGUCGAAUACAUGGAAUGAGUACCAGGAAGGGUAAGGUGGUAUUUCUAAAAGAUAUUCUCCACGAGGCACAGCAACUGGUACAGGAGAAACAACGUGAAUCGCCCUACACCAAAACAAAUGCUGCCGACGAUCCCUCGGUCUGUGAUAUUCUGGGAACAAGUGCAGUCAUUAUAAAUGAUUUGAAACAGCGACGCAUGAAAGACUACAAUUUUGAUUGGUCAAAAAUUCUCCGAAUGGAAGGAGAUUCCGGAAUAAAGCUUCAGUACACGCAUUGCCGUCUGGCUAGCCUGUUACACGCACAAUCAUCUGCAGAAGAUAUAAUGAGCAUUCAGUGCGACGGGAGUAGUUUAGUGGAACCGGAAGCAUUAGAUUUGGUGUGCCAGUUGGCCAAUUUCAAGCCAGUUUGCUACCAAGCUCAAGAGGCCGCAGAAGCAUGCAUACUGGUCACCUAUCUCUUUCGGCUAUGGGCGUGUUACAGGUCGUCUUGGUUACGGGAACGGGUACUCCGAUGGGCGUUCUUACGCAGGCAUCAACGAAGAAAUUAUGUACGUGAGCAUAGGAAUGGGAAUCAUCAUUGCCAUUCUGAUUUGCAUCGCGCUGUGCUACAUUGCUCGGGAGAAUUGUAAAAAUAAGCGCGAAUAUUACAUUACGGCCUAAACAUGGGGUGAUUCUGCCCAGGCGGGGCGGCGGAGUUUACCCUGAUCAUGUGUUGUUUACAGUUAACUUUUAUCUAUUGCUUUAUAUUCUGCUGUUUUACGCUCAAUACAUGGUCAACCACGGUCCAGGCUCGAUGUAGGGCUCGAGCUAAACACAAAGAAAGUAAUACCGGUCCGGAACUCCGUUCCGGUCGGAAAGUAAACUCGUGUUAACGGAAAAGUCUGUUUGUUGCAAAACAAUAAGUACAUAAUACGUAUAUGUUCCUUUUAUACAUUAUACACAGUUUGUGGAAUGUAGACGUCUAUUUUGAAAGUUAUAAUGAAUAUAUUAAUGUAUACAAACAGCUACGAAAAUGGAAUGGAAAUGCAAUGUUUGGAGUAGCUAAACUCUCUAGUUUGUAAAUCGAUCGUCAUGAAUCGAAGGCUGAAGGAUUACAAAAUGUACUGCGCUGGUGAAACAUUGUACUAAUAAAAUCAAAAUGUUUACGGCUUUA
Messenger RNA from Anopheles merus, 2517 nucleotides. It is a transcript of the gene ArgRS-m, whose product is annotated as probable arginine--tRNA ligase, mitochondrial. The coding region runs from base 278 to 1993 and encodes 571 amino acids. Gene Ontology annotation, molecular function: ATP binding; arginine-tRNA ligase activity. The record is from RefSeq and is a predicted model, not a curated record. Lineage: Eukaryota; Metazoa; Arthropoda; Insecta; Diptera; Culicidae. The transcript has 4 exons. Gene Ontology annotation, cellular component: mitochondrion. Gene Ontology annotation, biological process: mitochondrial translation; arginyl-tRNA aminoacylation.